This is a messenger RNA of Cylas formicarius (sweet potato weevil), 2666 nucleotides long. It is a transcript of the gene osy, whose product is annotated as ABC transporter G family member 20. Gene Ontology annotation, molecular function: ATP binding; ATP hydrolysis activity; ABC-type transporter activity. The record is from RefSeq and is a predicted model, not a curated record. The transcript is spliced from 13 exons. Lineage: Eukaryota; Metazoa; Arthropoda; Insecta; Coleoptera; Brentidae. The coding region runs from base 176 to 2458 and encodes 760 amino acids. Gene Ontology annotation, cellular component: membrane.
CAGGGUGAUGCACUCGCGCGACUUUGACGAAAAAUUUGUAUUUCCGCGCGCGGCAACCCUACGAACACGCUUGUGAAAACGGCGAUUCGCGCGUGGUCUUUUUCCUUAUCGGCGAGCGUGUGUGUGAUUCGAUUCGGUGUGAUUUGUUUAAAAGGCAUAGAGAUAACCUGCCAAAAUGCCGGAAGGGCCCACAGACUUAGAACUGCGUAGACGGAAUUUCAAAGGCCAACAGUCGACAGUGCAAAGUCGUCGACAACAGGCCGUUUGCGUCAGGAGAGCAUACAAGAGGUACGGUACCAAGAGCAACCCAUGCGUCAUUCUUGAUGGUUUGAAUAUGACGGUUCCAAAAGGGUGUAUCUACGGAUUGUUAGGUGCCAGUGGGUGCGGAAAGACCACAUUGCUCAAUUGCAUAGUGGGACGGAAACGGUUAAAUUCUGGAGAAAUAUGGGUACUGGGUGGCACACCGGGGUCCAGAGGCAGCGGAGUUCCUGGGCCCAGAGUUGGAUAUAUGCCCCAGGAAAUUGCUCUUUACGGUGAAUUUACGAUUAGAGAAACUUUCAAAUAUUUCGGAUGGAUAUCUGGUAUGACAACGGAGCAAAUCGAAGCCAAAAUAGAUUUCCUAAUAAAUUUUUUGAUGCUACCAGAUGCAGACAAGCAAGUCAAAAAUUUGAGCGGAGGUCAGCAGAGGAGGGUAUCCCUUGCUGCCACUUUAAUUCACGAACCGGAACUGUUGAUUCUGGACGAACCGACUGUGGGAGUGGAUCCCUUAUUGAGACAGAGUAUUUGGAAUCACUUGGUAGAAAUUACCAAGCACGGGAGGACAACCGUCAUAAUCACAACGCAUUACAUCGAUGAAACACGACAGGCUCAUUUGAUUGGGCUCAUGAGAGGCGGCUAUUUCUUAGCCGAAGAAUCACCGGAACGACUCAUCAGCCAUUACGGCGCCGAUAGUUUGGAGGAUGUCUUUUUGAAGCUCAGCGUCAUCCAAAACAUGGGCAAGAAACGACGAUCGAGCAUCUUACAGAGUGUAACAGAUUCAAUACACGUGCCUGUUGGUGCUGUGAACGAGGCCGCAGUUCUUGACGACGAAGUUGGUGAAAUUUCUGGGGAGUUCGGUGACAACAUUUCCAUGUCGAGCAGAUCCGGAAAAAGGGUUUCAAUAGCUCCGGAACCGGCGGAAACGAUUCCACCGGAACUUCCUCCUGAAGAGGAAGCCGAGACGCAUUUCACUGACUAUUUAAAAGUAGUCAAACUAGAUCACAUGAAAACACUGAUCUGGAAGAAUUUUUUGUGGAUGUGGCGGAACAUCCCGAUGAUGGCGUUCAUCAUCGGUCUGCCUGUGAUGCAAACCAUUUUGUUCUGUAUGACCAUUGGACACGACCCGAAGAAUAUCAAAUUAUCGGUUGUGAACAAGGAAAUUAACUACCCUAAGGAACAUUGUCAGAUUCAUUACAAUGACUGCAACGCGACAGCGUUAAGUUGCAAUUAUUUGGAUUACGUGACGAAAAAUUAUUCACUCAUAUUGCAAUAUUACGCCACGGAGGAUGAGGCAAGGGAAACGGUCGAACGGGGGAAAUCAUGGGGAAUGUUGGUAGUGCCUGAAAAUUUUUCCGAUUCACUCAGAUCUAGAUUAGAUAAUGGCAGGGAUGUGCCUGAGUGGGACUUGGCAAAUUCGGUUAUUGACGUUUAUGCUGACAAAUCCAAUGAGAACAUUGCAACUUAUCUGACGAGGGACUUAAUCUUUGGAUUUCAUGGUUAUUUUUCAUCAUUUCUUUCGACAUGCGAUAUUGAUCCAAAAAUCGCCGGGCUACCAUUAAGGUGGGAGAGACCAAUUUAUGGAGUCGGUGAACCCGAUUUUACAGAUUUUGCUGCCCCGGGUGUCGUUUUAACCAUCAUAUUUUUCAUGGCCGUCGCUCUCACGUCCGGAGCUUUACUCCUUGAACGGAAUGAGGGUAUCUUGGAACGAUCUCUGGUCAAUGGUAUCACUGGUACAGAGAUUCUGUUUUCGCAAGUGAUCACUCAAUUUGUAAUAAUGUUGUUCCAAACCACUAUGGUGACGGUUGUGGCAUUUGUCCUGUUCCAGUUAACCCAAAACGGAAACUGGGUGGCAUUACUGGGCCUCGCGACAUUGGGUGGAGUAUGCGGGAUGUGUUUCGGUUUCGUAGUUUCGUGCGUGUGCGACACCGAACGGACCGCUACGUACUUAGCAUUAGGAAGCUUUUUACCGAUUGUUAUGCUUUGCGGAAUAAUCUGGCCCAUCGAGUCUAUGAGCGAAUAUUUAAAAUGGAUUGCAAAUGUUUUGCCACUCACACAAGCCACCGAAAGUUUAAGGUGUAUAAUAGCAAGAGGAUGGGGUAUGACGGUCCCCAGCGUAUAUUAUGGAUUCAUAUCAAUCACAAUAUGGAUAUUUAUAUUCCUGACAAUAAGUAUAUUGGUGCUUAAAUUUAAGAAAGGUUAAGUUAUUAUGCAUAUAGCUAUUAAUAUAUUUUCUUCUUGCCCCAUCGUGAUUUUCAUAUUAAGUUUUAAUUUGUACUGUUGAUUACAUAUUUAAAUAUUUUGUAAAAUUAGUUAAGGUGGCGAUUUAAAGUUUUCUGUUACAUAAGAAAAACAAGACUUAAUUAGUGUUAAGGGAAAUUAUUUAAUUUAAAUAAAUAUAUAUUGAUGUU